AUGUUAUUUCUCUUCAAAUAUUCUGCAGUUCUGCAGAUCAUCAAGCAGAAGCUGAUAGAGAAGAAGAGGAUUAAGGCCUUGUUCAGGUCUCAAAUGCACUUCAUGAUUCAGAAUAUUAAGGAGACAGUUCUGCUCUCUGAGCAUGUCAAUCUGCUUGCUGCUGAGAUGGAACCCGAGACAGUAGAUCAGAAAAUGCGGGAUUUUGAGAUACAGGUUGACCUGGCUGAGAGAAAGCAGUGA
Blastomyces gilchristii SLH14081 is the source of this 240-nucleotide messenger RNA. RefSeq lists its product as uncharacterized. The record is from RefSeq and is a predicted model, not a curated record. Bases 1 to 240 code for a protein of 79 amino acids. The transcript has 2 exons. Lineage: Eukaryota; Fungi; Ascomycota; Eurotiomycetes; Onygenales; Ajellomycetaceae.